Molecule: messenger RNA, 1560 nt
Organism: Selaginella moellendorffii
Lineage: Eukaryota; Viridiplantae; Streptophyta; Lycopodiopsida; Selaginellales; Selaginellaceae
Product: protein NRT1/ PTR FAMILY 8.2
Exons: 3
Coding region: 1-1560 (519 amino acids)
Biological process (GO): transmembrane transport; oligopeptide transport
Cellular component (GO): membrane
Molecular function (GO): transmembrane transporter activity
Source: RefSeq, a predicted model, not a curated record
AUGGCUUUCACGACCUUUGCGACGAGCUUCGUCUCGUAUCUCAUGGACGUGAUGCACAAAUCACCCCUGGAAGCGAGCACGAUCAUCACAGUGUUCUUUGGAGUUUGUGGAACCACGCCACUCCUUGGGGGCUUUCUCGCCGACGCUUACCUUGGCCGAUACGCCACCAUCGCCAUCUUUUCGAUCGUCCACCUCCUGGGACUCAUUCUCUUGGCUGCUGGAGCCGUGGUAGCUCCACUCUCUCCAAGGAUUUGCAAGCACGACGCUGAACAAUGCCUAGACGAGAAGGCCACAGCUUUCCAGAUGGGAUACCUCUACGUCUCGCUGCUCAUCGUCGCGAUCGGCUUUGGGGGGAUCAAAUCCAACAUCGUUGUCUUUGGAGCCGAUCAAUUCGACAGAGGCAACCCCAGCGACAAGAAGAACCUCGGCAUGUUCUUCAGCUCCCUCUACAUGACGCUCGACCUGGGAUUCGUCCUCGCGCUCACGAUCGUCGUCUACAUCCAGGUCCAAUUCGGCUGGAACUGGGGGCUCACCACCCUGGCCAUCGCCAUGGCCGCCGGGAACGCAUUGUUCUUCGCUGGAACGCCCUUCUACAAGCAAAAGCGGCCGAGCGGGAGCCCAGUGACGAGGCUCCUCCAAGUGAUCGUGUCCGCGUAUCGAAAGAGGAAGCUGGAAUUGCCGCAAGAUGUGAAUUUGCUCUACGAAGUUCCUGGAAGAAUGUCCGCCAUCCCGGGGAGUAGCAAGAUCCAGCAUACCGAUGGACUAAGAUUUCUCGACAAGGCCGCGGUGAAGAUCGGCCUGGAUCACGAAGUGGAGGGAUCGUGGACGCUGUGCACGGUGACCCAAGUCGAGGAGCUCAAGGCGAUGAUCCGGCUCUUGCCAAUCUGCGCCACCACGAUGCUCCUCAUGAGCACCGUCGUCGUGCUCCUCAACUAUUCCACCGUCCAGGCCCUGAUGAUGGACAGAAGCCUCUCCAAAUCCAUCCAGGUCCCAGCUCCAUCCGUCCCGUUUCUCUCCUCGGUGUUCGUCAUGAUCGCCAUCCCCUUCUACGAGCUCGUCUACGUCCCAGCGAUGCAAAAGCUCACUGGAAAUCCUCGCGGAACCACGCAUCUCCAGAGAAUCGGGAUUGGGCUCUUUCUGUCCACGCUCACCAUGAUCGUCGCCGGAUUCGUGGAGCACAAGAGGGCGGAAUCCAAGAGGGCGCGAUUCUCCGCGUUCUUGCUCACGAUCCAGUUCUCGAUGUAUGGUCUCGCGUCGAUCUUCGGGACGAUUGGAUUGAUCGAGCUCUUCUACAGCCAGGCACCGGAAGGGAUGCGCUGCUUUGGAAGCUCGCUGCUGCCAUUCACAGCCGCGAUUGGGAGUUUCUUGGCGAGCGCGCUCAAUUCCAUCGUGGGAUCGUCCACGAAUUGGCUCCACCAGAGCUGGCAGUGGCAUCUCGAUUACUACUACUGGCUUCUCGCAUGUCUCAAUGCCGUGAACUUUGCGUUGUUCCUCGUGUGUGCGCGAUUCUACACGUACAAGGAAGAGCAAGACAAAGAAAGAGAUGGUGAAACGUGUUAG